Molecule: messenger RNA, 2660 nt
Organism: Eubalaena glacialis (North Atlantic right whale)
Lineage: Eukaryota; Metazoa; Chordata; Mammalia; Artiodactyla; Balaenidae
Gene: DAB1
Product: DAB adaptor protein 1
Exons: 16
Coding region: 387-2048 (553 amino acids)
Biological process (GO): ventral spinal cord development; lateral motor column neuron migration
Source: RefSeq, a predicted model, not a curated record
GAGAAUGGACCCAGCUCGGCUCUCGCCCGGGCUUCCCCGGGCUGGAGAGCGCGCCUGAGUGCCGCCGCCCGCCGGGCAUGGGGAACUGCUUCCUGGGCGGCUGCGGCAGCGGAGGAGGAUGGUCUCGGCGAGCCUAGACUCUCAGGGCCUGUGUGGGACAUCGUCAUGAAUGAAAGGAGGAAGUAAUACCAUAUUGGAUGUGCCUGUCUGCUGCUGCUGUUUAGAAAGAGAACGAUGCAUUAUGGGGAAACGCUCGAAAGGAGUGAAUGAAAUGUGCAGCUUGGGGUGUCAUUUCUGAAGGGAGGAGUCGUUUUCUUGGAGAGGAGUCCUCAAUGAGCCUGGCCGAGGCCCGGGAUCUGUGUGAAGUGGACUAAGGAUUUAGUAGGAUGUCAACUGAGACAGAACUUCAAGUAGCUGUGAAAACCAGCGCCAAGAAAGACUCCAGAAAGAAAGGUCAGGAUCGCAGUGAAGCCACUUUGAUAAAGAGGUUUAAAGGUGAAGGGGUCCGGUACAAGGCCAAACUGAUCGGGAUUGAUGAGGUUUCCGCAGCUCGGGGAGACAAGUUAUGCCAAGACUCCAUGAUGAAACUCAAGGGCGUUGUUGCUGGCGCUCGUUCCAAAGGAGAACACAAACAGAAAAUCUUUUUAACCAUCUCCUUUGGAGGAAUCAAAAUCUUUGAUGAGAAGACAGGGGCCCUUCAGCAGCAUCAUGCUGUUCACGAAAUUUCCUACAUCGCCAAGGACAUCACAGAUCACCGGGCCUUCGGAUACGUUUGUGGGAAGGAAGGGAAUCACAGAUUUGUGGCCAUAAAAACAGCCCAGGCGGCUGAACCCGUUAUUCUGGACUUGAGAGAUCUCUUUCAACUUAUUUAUGAAUUGAAGCAAAGAGAAGAAUUGGAAAAAAAGGCACAAAAGGAUAAGCAAUGCGAACAAGCUGUGUAUCAGGUUCCCACCAGCCAAAAGAAGGAAGGUGUUUAUGAUGUGCCAAAAAGUCAACCUGUAAGUAACGGCUGUGCGUUUGAAGAUUUUGAAGAACGGUUUGCAGCGGCGACCCCUAACAGAAACCUGCCGAUGGACUUUGAUGAGAUUUUUGAGGCAACAAAGGCUGUGACCCAGUUAGAACUUUUUGGGGACAUGUCCACCCCUCCUGAUAUAACCUCUCCCCCCACUCCUGCAACUCCAGGUGAUGCCUUUAUCCCGUCUUCAUCUCAGACACUUCCGGCGAGUGCAGACAUGUUUAGUUCUGUACCUUUCGGCACUGCUGCUGUACCCUCAGGUUAUGUUGCAAUGGGCGCCGUCCUCCCAUCCUUCUGGGGCCAGCAGCCCCUUGUCCAACAGCAGAUCGCCAUGGGUGCUCAGCCACCAGUCGCUCAGGUGAUGCCAGGGGCUCAGCCCAUCGCAUGGGGCCAGCCGGGUCUCUUCCCUGCCACUCAGCAGCCCUGGCCCACCGUGGCCGGGCAGUUUCCGCCAGCCGCCUUCAUGCCCACACAAACUGUUAUGCCUUUGCCAGCUGCCAUGUUCCAAGGUCCCCUCACCCCCCUUGCAACCGUCCCAGCCACGAGUGACUCCGCCAGGUCAAGUCCACAGACCGACAAGCCCAGGCAGAAAAUGGGGAAAGAAAUGUUUAAGGAUUUCCAGAUGGCCCAGCCUCCACCCGUGCCCUCCCGCAAACCCGACCAGCCCUCCCUCACCUGCACCUCAGAGGCCUUCUCCAGUUACUUCAACAAAGUCGGAGUGGCACAGGAUACAGACGACUGUGAUGACUUUGACAUCUCCCAGUUGAAUUUGACGCCUGUGACUUCUACUACACCAUCGACCAACUCACCUCCAACCCCAGCCCCUAGACAGAGCUCUCCAUCCAAAUCAUCUGCAUCCCACGCCAGUGAUCCGACCACCGAUGACAUCUUUGAAGAGGGCUUUGAAAGUCCCAGCAAAAGUGAAGAGCAAGAAGCUCCUGAUGGGUCACAGGCCUCAUCCAACAGUGAUCCCUUUGGUGAGCCCAGUGGGGAGCCCAGUGGUGAUAAUAUAAGUCCACAGGCCGGUAGCUAGAUAGCACAGGUCUGGGAGCUGGAGCCUCUUUAUGCGCAGAUCAACAAAUCUAAGAAAUAGCAUCAAUGCGGGCUUGUGGCGGGUGCUUCAAGACUGGCAUGGAAAUCAGCAUCGCGACAGGCUCUGUUGUAUUCUUUCACCUCACCUCAUCCCACGAAGAAAUUCAUGAUUGCCCAAUGGAACUCGUUUGGAAGAGGGAACUAAGAGUUUUUGGCAACCACUGGCAGAUAUCUAUGGCAGCACAAAAACAAACACACAAAAGCAUAAAAAAUCAUACCCAACGUUAAAUCACAAAUCAAGCAAAUGCUUACUUGACAAAGAGUUUAAGCUCUCUUAACACGUGGGUUUAAGAUGACCCAGUAUGUGAAACCAUAGUUCUCUUUUUAUUUCUCUACCGGUUGGCCACUGUAAAGACAUCAAAUUUGGAGUGACAGGCCUCAGAGAGUUACAUCAGGGUUGGCACUGAUGUCAUUUAGGCAAAAGUAAGAGGUCUCUGUCACCACAAUAUCAUCAUCCAUAUGCCUUUCCAAAUAGGAUGAUGUAUUUACAUGACUCCACAAGGCCUGGUCUGCCAUUUUUUCCCCUUUCCUUUCUUUGUCAUGUUUGAAAAUU